CUUCUCUUUCCUCUCUCCUGCUCCUGCCCUCGCCCUCUCCCUGCUCCUGGGGUGGAUGUGGAGGCUUUGGGCCGCCCCUUCCCCCAGGGCCGGGGUGGAGAGCACAGGACCGGACGAGGAAAGGGGCCGACAGGCGGGGUGGUGACCGGUCCCCCUGUGUCCCCCCUGUGUCCCCCCUGUGUCCCCCCUGUGUCCCCCCCGUCUCCCCUUGGGCCGAGCAGCAGCAGGAGCAGCAGCAUCAGGAGCAGCAGCAGCAUCAGGAGUAGCAGCAGCAAGUUUGCAAGUUGCAGCAGUUGGUGGAGGGGCUGCGGCCUCGGGGGGAGGCCAGCGGGGUGGGCCCGGGGGUCCCGGCCAUGGAGGAGGAGGAGGACGGGGGUCCCCCGGGGUCGGCCCUGGAGAAGAACGUGGCGGAGCUGACCGUCACGGACGUCUACGACAUCGCCUCGCUGGUGGGGCAGGAGUUCGAGCGGGUGAUCGACCAGCACGGCUGCGAGGCCAUCGGCCGCCUCAUGCCCAAGGUGGUCCGGGUGCUGGAGAUCCUGGAGGUGCUGGUCAGCCGCCACCACGUCAGCCCCGAGCUCGACGAGCUGCGCCUCGAACUCGACCGCCUCCGCCUCGAGAGGAUCGACCGCAUCGAGAAGGAGAGGAACCACCAGAAGGAACUGGAACUUGUGGAAGACGUAUGGCGAGGAGAAGCCCAGGAUCUACUUACACAGAUCGCGCAGCUGCAAGAGGAAAACAAGCAACUGAUGACCAAUCUCUCCCAUAAGGACGUAAAUUUCUCCGAGGAAGAGUUCCAGAAGCACGAAGGCAUGUCAGAGAGGGAGCGGCAGGUGAUGAAGAAGCUGAAGGAAGUGGUGGACAAACAGAGGGACGAGAUCCGGGCCAAAGACCGGGAGCUCGGCCUGAAGAACGAGGAUGUGGAGGCCCUGCAGCAGCAGCAGACGCGGCUGAUGAAGAUCAACCACGACCUGCGGCAUCGCGUGGCCGUGGUGGAGGCCCAGGGCAAGGCCCUCAUUGAGCAGAAGGUGGAGCUGGAGGCCACCCUGCAGGCCCGGGAGCAGGAGAUGGGCAACAUGCGAGCCGAGAUUGGGAAACUCCGCGAGAAGCUGCAGGGGGAGGCCCGGCAGAACGGCGAGGAGCCGCAGGCAGAGCCGAGCAUCGAGGAGUUCGUCUCCGAGUCUGAGAAGAUGGCCCUGGACCUGAAGGAUCCAAACCGCCCACGGUUCACUCUGCAAGAGCUGCGAGAUGUCUUGCACGAGAGGAACGAAUUGAAGUCCAAAGUGUUUUUAUUGCAGGAAGAGCUGGCCUACUACAAGAGUGAAGAAAUGGAAGAAGAAAGCCAUCCACCACAACCCACUCCAAUCAUCCAUUCAAAAAUAUCUCCCCAGCCAGAGUCUGGUAUCAAGCGACUGUUUAGUUUCUUCUCUCGAGAUAAAAAGCGCCUGGCUAAUACCCAGAGAAAUGUUCACUUCCAGGAGUCCUUUGGCCAGUGGGCAGACUCCAACAGGGAAGACAGCUACACCGAACAAGGCCAAGAAGCCCUGCAGCACCUGUGACUUAAAGCCACGUGACAACCUGCUUACCACAUUAAACCCGAACACUCUAAGAACAACGAGCUUCUGUUCCAAGUCCCGGCAGCCGAAAGUCCUAUUUGCCUCGCGUACCUCCAGGGUUGUGUUUCAGAUCUGCUUUCCAAAAGGGAUGCUCGCAAAUCGAGUUGUUUAUUUGGCGACAGCCCUCCAAAAACAAACUCCUGACUGCGAUAACCGUUAUUUAUAGCCCGGGGUAUCACAGUUUCUAUUAGACGACGCUACAGUCCGGAGGGCGUGUACUUAACCUAAUGAUCUACGGCCUGACUUCCGCAUUAAUGUCAGUAACCCGAGCUUCUUUAAAAACCAAAAAUGAUGAAUGCUACUAUGAUUUCGUUUGCAGUCUACAAAAUGUAUUUGUGAAGACUUUUCUUACCAAUUUUGUGUAAAACUUGAGGGGAUGAAUGGGGUGCCGCUUUUCCAGGAGCUCUGUUAGACAUUUUCAGGGUGAUUUUUGGAGGAAUAUAACAUAGGAAACUGUUGCUUGGCAAGACACACCCAGGCUGACAAUACCAGGGUACGAAACGCUAUGAUCACCUUUGAUCCUGUCAGACAAAGCAGCAGAAAUUCAACAGAGACAUACAAUACGGAAACCUAGAAAUUGGAGGCGGCCAUUCACGAACCGGGGGUUGUAUAUUGCACCUUGUUAUUUAUAGUGCCUAAAGCAUGUAGAUACUUAUGUACAAGGUGAGUGUGCCUUGGAUUUUGCUAUGACUUAUGCAGUAUUAACGGAAAAAAAUACUAAAUGAUAUAGUUUAAACUUUGCAUGUUGUCUUUGAA
This is a messenger RNA of Ornithorhynchus anatinus (platypus), 2372 nucleotides long. It is a transcript of the gene RILPL1, whose product is annotated as Rab interacting lysosomal protein like 1. Gene Ontology annotation, cellular component: cytoplasm; ciliary basal body. The record is from RefSeq and is a predicted model, not a curated record. The coding region runs from base 354 to 1559 and encodes 401 amino acids. Gene Ontology annotation, biological process: cilium assembly. Lineage: Eukaryota; Metazoa; Chordata; Mammalia; Monotremata; Ornithorhynchidae. The transcript is spliced from 7 exons. Gene Ontology annotation, molecular function: protein dimerization activity.